AUGCGCGGCUUCGGCUCGCUCUUUGCACUGCAGCUCUUCACCAGGCUCCUCACCUUCGCUCUGAACGCGCUGCUCGCGCGGCGGCUCGGGCCGGCGUGGUACGCUUUUGCGAAUGUGCAGCUGCAGCUCGUGGGCGCCACCCUCCUCUUCCUGCCAAAGGAGGGCCUGCGCCGCGCCGCCCAGCGCAUCUACCCGGGCGGGGACGGCGCGCCGCUCGCGAGUGGCAUGAACGUGGCGUGGCUGUCGGCACCGGCGGCCGUCCUCGCCGCCCUGCUGAUGGCCGCGACGGCGGCCGCGACCGGCGUGAGUGGCGAGUGGGACGAGCUGAUGGGCGCCGCCGAGGCGCGGGCCGCGCUCGUCGUGGCCGGUGCAGCUGCGAUUAUUGAGGCGGCGAGCGAGCCCGGCUGGGUCUACGCGCAGGCCAAUGAGCUGCUUCCGCAGCGCGCCCUGGCAGAGGCGGCGGCCCUCGUCGCAAAGGCGGCGGUGACGGCGGCGCUCGUGCUGUUGGCUCUCCGCUCGGCCGCCUCCGCCAGACCGGCGGACGAGGCAGCGCCGCCCGCAGGCGUGGGCCUCGCGUUCGCCCUCGGCCAGCUUGCAUUUGGCGUCUGCUUUGGCGUCCUGCUGAGCGGGGAGUGGGGGCUCGUCGCGCAGAUGUGCGCGCAGGCGGUCCAAAAGUACGGCCUGACCGAGGGCGAGCGGCUGGUGCUCGUCGCAACCUCGCCGCUCACCUCGCAGGGCGUGUACGGUCUGGUGAGCAACCUCGGCUCGCUGCUCGCGCGGAUGGCGCCGCAGCGGCUGGAGCGAGGCGGCCUCUCCUCGCCACGCACUAGCCUCUUCGGCCUGGUCCUCCUCUCCUUCGGGCCGCCGCCGCCGUACUCGUGGCUCCUCCUCCGGCUGCUCUACGGGCCCGUCUGGGCCGCCUCCGAGGCCCCUCAGCUCCUCAGCCUCUACUGCGCCGCCGCGAGCGCUCCGCCCCCCGAGCUGCGCCGCAUCGCCGCCGCCACCACCGCCAUCGCCUUCGUCUACGGCGGCGCGGCGCUCGCGGGCGUGCGGCUCUUGCGCACCUCCGGCCUCGUGCUCGCGAACGUGCUCAACCUCGGGCUGCGCACCGCGCUCUCCCUCUCGCCCUCCUCUCACGCGGCGCACGUGGUCGUUGGCGUUGCAUGCCUCGGCGGUGUCGUCGCUGCCGUCGUCGCCGGCGAGCCAGAGCUGGCUGGCCGCUGCACGGCGCUCGCCAUCGGAGCGACGCCGUGA
This is a messenger RNA of Emiliania huxleyi CCMP1516, 1254 nucleotides long. RefSeq lists its product as hypothetical. The coding region runs from base 1 to 1254 and encodes 417 amino acids. The record is from RefSeq and is a predicted model, not a curated record. Gene Ontology annotation, cellular component: endoplasmic reticulum membrane. Gene Ontology annotation, biological process: glycolipid translocation; dolichol-linked oligosaccharide biosynthetic process. NCBI's taxonomy places the organism in Eukaryota, Haptophyta, Isochrysidales, Noelaerhabdaceae. The transcript has 8 exons.